Messenger RNA from Zingiber officinale, 1045 nucleotides. Its product is annotated as mitochondrial import receptor subunit TOM20-like. Gene Ontology annotation, cellular component: mitochondrial outer membrane translocase complex. Gene Ontology annotation, biological process: protein insertion into mitochondrial outer membrane. The transcript is spliced from 6 exons. The record is from RefSeq and is a predicted model, not a curated record. Gene Ontology annotation, molecular function: protein binding. Lineage: Eukaryota; Viridiplantae; Streptophyta; Magnoliopsida; Zingiberales; Zingiberaceae. The coding region runs from base 103 to 696 and encodes 197 amino acids.
ACUAAGCCGCCGCCACCCUCCAACGAAGCAUCGUAUUUGCCCUUCAGAAACCUAAUUCCCCACCCAAGCGAGUCGGAGCGGGGUUGGACAGGGCCAAUAUUCAUGGAUCUGCAGCAGAAUGAUUUCGAGCGUCUCAUCUUCUUCGAGCAUGCUCGCAAUGCUGCGGAGGCCGGCUACGCCAAGAACCCCCUCGAUGCCGAUAAUCUCACGAGGUGGGGAGGAGCGCUUCUUGAACUAUCUACGUUCCAGAGUGGGAACGAUUGCGUAAAGAUGGUUGAAGAUGCUAUAUCAAAACUACAGGAAGCCUUGGUGUUAAAUCCUAGCAAGCACGACACCUUCUGGUGCAUGGGAAACGCGCAUACUUCUCAUGGGUUCUACACGCCUGAUCAGCUGGCUGCUGCAGUUUGUUUUGAGAAGGCAGCUCAAUGCUUUCGUGAGGCUGUGCAGCUGGAUCCUGGAAAUGAGCUAUAUCUUAAAUCCCUGGAAUUAUCAGCCAAGGCACCUGAAUUGCAUAAAGAGCUCCAGAAGCAGAUGGCGAGUCAGCCAGCUUCACAAGGAACAACCUCUGCUUCAACUACAAAGACGCCCAAGAAGGACAGUGACCUGAAGUAUGACAUACUCGGCUGGGUAAUUCUGGCAGUGGGUAUUGUUGUCUGGGUUGGUAUGGCCAAAUCCAUUCCCCCUCCACCCAGAUAAGCUGCCAUGCCACAGACUCGUUCUGUUGGAAUAAUGUUUCUGUUGGGUUUGACAGUGAAGUUCACUAGCGAGAACAAUGAUCUCUGGAAGUGUAGGAUCACUACGGGAGUACUUUCUCUACGCCAUUAAUUCUGGUAUUAUGAUUGGCCCAUUUUUUGCAUGCUCAUUUGAUAUGGGCAAAAAGAAUCUGUUGUUUUGCGAUAAAGGUAGAUAGCUUGUGGAACUCUCCCGGUUGAUGUAUUAAAUUUUAAGAAACUAGUUUUCUUCAAUUUUGUCAAGCUGUUCUGUUACCCAGCUGAAUAAUACAUCUCUUAAUCAAUGCAUCUAAUAGCUUGAAAUCUUAUCAUAA